AUGUCUUUCUUAGGUGGUUCAGAGUGCUCGACGGCAGGGAAUCCGCUUACACAGUUUACAAAACAUGUUCAAGAUGAUAAGUCACUGCAGCGGGAUAGGCUGGCUGGGACUGGGCCUGGCCGUCAAGAGACUAUGCGGUCAAGGGGGAUGAUGGGAGGACAGGAUCAUAUGAUGGAUGAAUUUCUACAACAAAACGACCAGAUGCAGCAAGGUCCGGCACAGCCAUUCGCCAUGGAACAGAUGCGCAGAGAACUAGAGAACUUCCAUCCUUCCCCGCAGAGGACGGGGUCACCCGCAUGGGCGGCAGAGUUCGACCCGGGAGAGCAAGCUCGUAUGGAGGCAGCGUUUCAGUCACCAGCUCCCGGAAUGAUGAAGGGAAACAACACCUUUCAGGCCUCAGAAUUUGCACGGUUUCAACAGAACAGAGCUGGGGCUGUUCCGGGAGCAGCAAGUCCGAUGAUGUCACAAUACCAAGGACCCAUGGCCCGAGGGUACGGCAUGGGCAUGGGUAUGGGUAUGGGCCAGAUGGGCAUGAUGGGCCCUUCAUAUAUACCUGUGUCAAUGCACCAACAGCCUCAUCAACGCCCAGCAGAACAACAAGAUGCCAAGGGCAAAGGGAGAAUGAUUGAACUUGACGACCAGAAUUGGGAAGCCCAGUUUGCCGAGAUAGACGCCUCGGGACAGGCAAACUUGGAUGAUGAGGCCAAUGCUGCCAUGGAGAAAGAACUCGAUGAUUUGGAUAGGUCAGUUCCCGCAGAAGCGAACGAAUUCGCUGAUUUUGAGAAUAUAUGGAGAAGAAUUCAAGCUGAAACCGCUGCAACUAGACAACUGGUGAACGAAGACGAGAAGAUCGAGAACAUGGCGAUGGGCGAUUUCAGCGAGUGGGAGAACUUUGAUAGUGGUCUGAAUACCCAUAACUACAGGGAUCCACAGCUUGGAGAUUAUCUAUUCGAAGACGAAAACGCGUUCAGAGCCGUUCCCAACCCAUUCGAAGAGGGAGUGCGCAUUCUCGAAGAAGGUGGAAAUCUGUCACUAGCUGCCCUUGCGUUCGAGGCCGCUGUCCAGAAAGAUUCCACCCACGUCCAAGCAUGGACCUUGCUGGGCUCCGCACAGGCUCAGAAUGAGAAAGAAAGCCCGGCUAUCAGAGCGUUGGAACAGGCGUUGAAGCUAGAUCCCAACAACCUCGAUGCACUCAUGGGCUUAGCAGUAUCCUACACCAACGAAGGUUACGACUCGACUGCCUAUCGAACGUUGGAGAGGUGGCUAUCCAUCAAAUAUCCACAGGUCAUUGAUCCUAAUGAAGUUGGAACAGACACAGAUAUGGGUUUCACUGAUCGACAUCUGCUACAUGAGAAAGUAACGGACCUCUUCAUCAAGGCGGCACAGCUCUCUCCACAUGGUGAACUCAUGGACCCCGACGUACAGGUCGGGUUGGGCGUGCUGUUCUACGGCGCAGAGGAGUACGACAAGGCGGUAGACUGCUUCUCCGCUGCUCUCGCCUCCACAGAAUCGGGUUCCUCGAACCAAAAGGGACAGGUUCACCUACUCUGGAACAGGCUGGGUGCUACUCUUGCCAACUCCGGCCGGUCAGAAGAAGCUAUCGAAGCCUACGAAAAGGCACUUACCAUCAACCCCAACUUUGUCCGCGCCCGUUACAACCUAGGUGUAUCCUGCAUCAACAUUGGCUGCUAUCCCGAAGCGGCCCAGCAUCUACUCGGCGCACUGUCCAUGCACAAAGUCGUUGAGCAGGAAGGCCGUGAACGAGCGAGGGAGAUUGUCGAGGGCGUUGACGGUAUCGAUGACGCCGAACUCGAACGCAUGAUCCACAUCAGCCAAAACCAAAGCACAAACCUGUACGACACCUUACGGCGCGUGUUCAGUCAGAUGGGCCGUAGAGAUCUCAGCGACAUGGUGGUCAGCGGAAUGGACGUCUCGGUAUUCAAGAAGGAGUUUGAUUUUUAA
This is a messenger RNA of Microsporum canis CBS 113480, 1962 nucleotides long. Its product is annotated as peroxisomal targeting signal receptor. Lineage: Eukaryota; Fungi; Ascomycota; Eurotiomycetes; Onygenales; Arthrodermataceae. The coding region runs from base 1 to 1962 and encodes 653 amino acids. The record is from RefSeq and is a predicted model, not a curated record. The transcript has 2 exons. Gene Ontology annotation, cellular component: cytosol; peroxisomal membrane. Gene Ontology annotation, biological process: protein import into peroxisome matrix, docking. Gene Ontology annotation, molecular function: protein binding.